Molecule: messenger RNA, 1119 nt
Organism: Lingula anatina
Lineage: Eukaryota; Metazoa; Brachiopoda; Lingulata; Lingulida; Lingulidae
Source: RefSeq, a predicted model, not a curated record
AUGCUGGCGCUUCCCGCCAUAGGUGGCGCUCAUUUCAAUAUGGCGGCAGCCGCGGAGUAUCAGCAUGUUAUGCUUUCAGCGAUGGAAAAUGAUGAUGAUGAGAUGCUUUUAAUGCUUUUACAAGACCAAGAAAGAACAGGACAUGUAACUUAUGAUCCCGAAUGGCCAAGGUUUGAUUUGGAGACCUUGACAGAUGACCAGUGUAGAGAAUAUUUUAGGUUUUAUAAAGAUGACAUCAAGAGGCUGGUCAGGGUUCUACACAUUCCCAAUAAAAUAAUAUGUGAAAAUGAUGCCUUUGCUAGUGGCACAGAUGCCUUUUGCAUUCUUUUAAGGAGAAUGGUUUAUCCAAAUAGACUGGCAGAUUUGGAGCCAAUGUUUGGAAGACCCAAGUCCACACUGUCCAUGAUUUCGAAAGAAAUGUUGAACUUUAUUUUACAAGAACAUGGGCAUCUUUUGGAAAAUUUUGACCAGCCAUGGUUGGAUCAGGCCCAUUUGCAGACGUAUGCAGAUGUUAUCCAUGCUAAAGGGGCACCACUAAGGAAUUGCAUUGGAUUCAUAGAUGGGACUGUGCGUCCCAUAUCUCGUCCAACUGUGGAUCAAAGGGUUGUUUUCAAUGGUCACAAGCGAACUCAUGCCCUAAAAUACCAAUCGGUGGUGACGCCAAAUGGUUUAAUUGCCAACCUGUUUGGGCCAAUUGAGGGCAGGAGACAUGAUUGUGCCCUUUUGCGCCUAAGUGGCCUGGCAGAAAAGGUAGAGGCUUUAGGUGGACAGUUUGAGGACAGAAAUGGGGACCGCUUUGCAAUAUAUGGUGACCCUGCAUAUCCAAUCAGGGAUUGGCUGUUGUCUCCUUUCAAGCAGGCUGUGCUCACUGCAGAGCAACAGCAGUUCAAUGGGAGCAUGUCACAAGUGCGAGAGUCUGUAGAGUGGCAAUUCGGAAAAAUUGUUAAUUUAUUUGCGUUUGUAGACUACAAAAAAAACCAAAAACUGUUUUUGCAACCUGUUGGGAAAAUAUAUUUAGUGGCAGCACUGCUUUCCAACUUCCACACUUGCUUAUAUGGAAGCCAAACUAGUCAGUACUUUGGCUUAGAUCCCCCUACUAUAGAAGAGUAUGUCGGUUAG